UGUUCCACUCCAGGCAGCAUUCACAUCUCCAGAAGUGAAGAGUAUCUGGGGUACUAACUACUCCCUUUAUCUGCAAUUUCUUCUAGGAAAAUGACUGGCCAACAAGUUCUUCCUCAAGCUUUAUAUCUGAGCAAUAUGCUGAAGGCUGUGAAGAUUAGGGAGAGAACUCCUGAAGAUCUUGUCAGACCACCCGAUGGAAUAAUUCAUCACUUUAAAACUAUGCACAGAUACACAAUUGAAAUGUUCAGAAUGUGCCAGUUUUCGCCUCCAUUUCGGGAGAUACUUCAGAAAGCUCUGAUUGACCGAGCCACCCAGGUAUCACUGGAACAUCAGAAAAAGCUGAAUUGGUGCAUGGAAGUUAGGAAACUUGUGCCAUUAAAGACCAAUGGUGACGGUAAUUGCCUUAUGCAUGCUGCAUCCCAGUACAUGUGGGGUAUUCAAGAUGUUGACCUGGUUUUGAGAAAAACAUUGUUCAGUGCACUCAGGGAAAUCGAUACACGUAACUUUAAGCUCCGUUGGCAGCGAGAGACAAUCAAAUCCCAGGAAUUUGUAGAAACAGGACUAUGCUAUGACACGAGGAACUGGGAAGAGGAAUGGGAGAACCUCAUUAAAAUGACAUCCCCAGACACGUCUAUGGCCCGAAAUGGGCUUCAGUAUAAUGCACUAGAAGAAAUCCAUAUAUUUGUCCUUGUUAACAUCCUAAGAAGGCCAGUCAUUGUUCUUGCUGAUAAAAUGGUGAGAAGUUUGGAAUCUGGUUCAAGCUUUUCCCCUCUACACAUUGGUGGAAUUUACUUGCCUCUCCUUUGGCCCACUGAACAAUGCUACAGAUACCCCAUUGUCCUAGGCUAUGACAAUAUGCACUUCACACCACUGGUGACUCUGAAGGACAGUGGGCCAGAAAUCCGGGCUGUGCCAUUGGUCAGUCAAGAGCGAGGCAAGUUUGAAGACUUGAAAGUGCACUUUCUGACAGAUGCAGAAGAGAGGGAAAAGGAGCAGCUGCUGAAAGACUACUUGUCUGUAAUAGAAAUUCCAGUGCAAGGCUGGGACCAUGGUACAACUCAUUUAAUUAAUACUGCAAAGUUAGAUGAAGGCAACCUCCCCAGGGAUAUAAAUCUCGUGGAAGAUUACUUCCAGUUGGUACAGCAUGAGUACAAGAAAUGGCAGGAAAACACUGAGCCUGUCAGAAGGGAGAACUGCUCCCGGAUCAGACAGGACCUGACCUUGUCCCAGCUCUCUCUUGUAGAGAUGAAAUGUGAAACUCCCAACUGCCCCUUCUUUAUGUCUGUGAACACCCAGCCCUAUUGCCAUGAGUGCUUUGAGCGGAGGCAGCAGGGGAGUAAUCCAAGGAAGCAGAGCUCCAAAACAGUCACCGAAAAACCAAGGGCAGUUGGAUCAGGCUCACCUAGGGGGGAGCCUGGAGGAUGGACAUCUGAAGAACCAGUGACAGGACCUCGUUCUGCACCACCAAGAGUCCCAAGCAUUUUUCUGUACAGUGAAACCACUGCUAUGAAAUGCAGGACUCCAGACUGUCCUUUCACGUUAAAUGUGCAACACAACGGACUCUGUGAACGCUGUUACAACAGUUCCAGAAAGCUUGCUCCUUGUAAUAACUUGGACAACCUGAGACCAGCAGACACUGUGACAUGUAAAAUGUGCCUUCAGAAGACACACAGGACUUUUAAUGGCCUCUGCAGCAGUUGCCUCAAAAGGACUACAGAGCAUUCUUCAAAUGGCAGUUCUGGGUUUCCGCCCACAUGUCAUCAAAGGUCUGCAUCUGAUCCUGCACAGCUAUCACAAAGCUUCCUUCAGCAUUCCUGUAGCGCAGCACCCAGCAAUAAUCUGGAGGAUCUGCCUUCAGCACUGCUUCCUCAGGCAGGGCAUACUUCAGAGGAAAGGAAAGGAAGUAAGCAGUGUAGAAAGCCUGGCUGCAAGUUUUUUGGGACUCCUCAUAAUAAAGGCUUUUGCACACUCUGUUUCUUUGAGUACAGAGAAAACAGAGGUGAUCCCAUAGUAUUUCAUCAGAGAAGAUCUUCAAGGGGUUCUCCUGCAUCUGGCCAAACUGGGACCUCUGCUGCCACGUUCCAUAACACAGUUUCCUGUCUGGGCCCAGAGUGUGGCACCCUGGGCAGCACUAUGCUUGAAGGGUACUGUCAGAAAUGUUUUAUUGAAGCACAGAAUCAACGAUUCCAGGAAGCCAGGAGGACGGAAGAGCAGCUAGUGAGACAAUCUGAAAGAACCGGACAGCACAGAGAUCUACAACGAACGACGCUGGGUAGCACCCAAAAGCAAAAAUGCUCCACAGCUUCUUGUAGAAACAACUUAGCCUGCAGAAGUGACGAGUUGUGUCAGGAAUGCAAGCGCAUCGGUCAGGAAGGACAACCUAGGGGCCCUAGAGAACUGGCUGCAGAAGAGCCUCCAAAACAGCAUUGCCGAGCCCCUGCCUGUGAUCAUUAUGGCAAUAACAAGUGCAAUGGCUACUGCAACGAAUGCUACCAGUUCAAACAAGUCUAUGGCUAGUAGAGGAAAGCUGGUAAAGGAAGCAAAACCAGCUGGUACCUAGCUAAAAUGCUGCUAUGUCCAAAACACAUAAUUAUCCUGCCAUCUCAAAGUCCACUUGAACAAUUUGAAAAUACACGCAUAUCUGUGUGUGUGACUUUGGGGGGACAUUUAUCUGAUUUUGUACAUAUUUAUGUCCAAUGAUGGGAAUAAAUGCCUACUUACAGAAACAGUGAGAAGUGCCAUUUGCUUUCCGCACAGAAGAUCCUCCUCUAAUGCUGACUUCAAACCUUUCUCCUCUCGGACUUGAUAGGAAUAAUUUUGAACUAUUUGAAUAAAGAUAACUUGGCCAUUUUGCUCGUAUCCCCUGCAUGUGGUCAGAACUCAUCAGGCAAAAGACAAGGAAAUCUGAGUGAUGUUUGAGGUGUUCUGCAUCAUAUAUCAGCCUUUCUCUGCGUGAGGCUGGUCUCUCCUUUUGAGGUUUUCUCCAGCAGAGGCUGAUGGAAGGUUGGUGUGAAAUGAGAUGGGGAUUUUUUAGAAGAAACUUGCUUUUGCUUUCCCGCUUAGUUGCCUUCUUCCUCAAAAGCAGGGCACCAUUUAGGGUCAUCUAUGCAGUUCUACAUUUGCACAGCCUUGCAAAAAGAAGUCAGAAAUAAAGAACCAUUUUGUCUGCCUCAGUUAAUCAGUUAACUGAUUAACAAAAAAAUCCAAAAAAAAAUCCCCAAAUAAUAGGGAAGACAGUGGGUAACUCCACUGGCAUCAUUUACAAACAUGGUUAGAGGGAGACCUGAACUCCCCUUCUCAUAUCUUGUUCAAGGAAAUGUCCAUACCACAUAUGGGAGAAGCUGCCCUGACUGCCUUCUGAAGCCAAAUUGGCCCUCUUUCUGCUUUGGUGUAGGAAGAAUCACCACAGAUAUCAAGGAGGCAUGGAUGUCUCUGAACUUCCUUCUCCUUCCUUCAUUUUUCUGCUGAGUACUUCCUGUGUCAUGGCGACUGCCACCAACUCCUGCCUUGGGAAGUUAAGGUGUGUGACAGAUCUCAGGACUGAGCCCAGAUUAAUUCAACACUGCAGUUUUCUCAGAUAUUUAUUGCCCUUCAGGCUGUGACAACUUGUUCAGAUGAAGCAGAUUCUUCUGUUUCUGCAUUCUAGUGUCAGGGUCUGAUAUUAUUGAAUAUACUCAUGAGAUCUGGCCCAUGACCUGCAGCUGUGAACUCAUUUACACUUAAAAUUGUUUUUAGUUCCCUUCUCUCCCACAAUGCAAAGAAGAAUUUUAAAAUAACUACGCAAUAACGGCCAUCUCUGUGGAUCACAAUUGCUGUCCAUGUUGAAUGAUUGCAUGUUUGUACCUCUCCUCAUCUUAAGGUGAGGUAGGAAUUCACACUAG
Messenger RNA from Alligator sinensis (Chinese alligator), 3881 nucleotides. RefSeq names its product TNF alpha induced protein 3 (gene TNFAIP3). Gene Ontology annotation, molecular function: DNA binding; K63-linked polyubiquitin modification-dependent protein binding; zinc ion binding. Gene Ontology annotation, biological process: protein K29-linked deubiquitination; positive regulation of Wnt signaling pathway; protein K33-linked deubiquitination. Bases 91 to 2517 code for a protein of 808 amino acids. The transcript has 9 exons. NCBI's taxonomy places the organism in Eukaryota, Metazoa, Chordata, Crocodylia, Alligatoridae. The record is from RefSeq and is a predicted model, not a curated record. Gene Ontology annotation, cellular component: nucleus; cytoplasm.